Messenger RNA from Danio aesculapii, 2674 nucleotides. RefSeq names its product protocadherin 1 gamma 22 (gene pcdh1g22). Gene Ontology annotation, biological process: homophilic cell-cell adhesion. NCBI's taxonomy places the organism in Eukaryota, Metazoa, Chordata, Actinopteri, Cypriniformes, Danionidae. The record is from RefSeq and is a predicted model, not a curated record. Gene Ontology annotation, cellular component: plasma membrane. The transcript has a single exon. Gene Ontology annotation, molecular function: calcium ion binding. Bases 197 to 2674 code for a protein of 825 amino acids.
UCCCUCCCACGGCUGUGGCAUCUUACGCAGCUUUGUGCUCAGAGAACGCAUAGACUACUCGUUUUUAUCACAAGGACCUCUUACACUAAACAGAAAUAUGCCAUCGAUACACAGUUUGGGAUUUUUUAAUGGGUCUGAUUAUUUUAAAACGCUGAGAAUAUUUGAAUAAAAGGUCGAAAGCUCGGAGUCAGUGACGAUGGAAUCUCUGAUCUUUUUGAUGAGGAUUUGGUGGUGCUGUGUCUUUAUUAUUCCUUGGAGUACAACGGAGGCGCAGAUUCGAUACACAAUUCCAGAGGAGCUAAGAGAAGGAUCUGUGGUCGGAAAUAUUGCUAAAGAUCUCGGUUUGGAUGUAUCUAAGAUUAUAGAUCGUAAACUACAAAUAGCGUCUGAGACUGGUAAGCAGUAUUUCGCUGUGGAUGUGGAGAAGGGUGAUCUUACUGUGAAUGAGAGAAUUGAUAGAGAAGAUGUAUGUGGAUACAAUGUCCCUUGUGUUUUGAUUCUUCAAGCCGUUUUAGAAAAUCCUCUGCAGAUGCAUCGAGUUGAGAUUGAAAUACAAGAUAUUAAUGACAACGCGCCCAGUUUUAAAUCUAAUGAGCGUGUACUGAAUAUUCCUGAAUCGUUUAAUUCAGGAGCAAAAUUCCUCUUAGAGAGCGCUAUUGACGCAGAUGUACAGUCUAAUUCAUUAAAAUCAUACAGUCUGAGUAUUAAUGAUCAUUUUGUUUUAAAUGUGAAAACACAAGAUGGAGUAAAAAUUCCUGAAUUAGUACUCAAGCAACCUCUUGACCGAGAAAAACAGGAAGCUCAUAAGCUAAUAUUAACGGCAGCUGACGGAGGGAAUCCAGUGCGCACGGGAACAUGCGAGAUCACUGUUGUCGUUCUAGAUAUAAAUGACAAUGCUCCUGAAUUUGAAAAGCCUUUCUAUGAGACUGUUGUUGAUGAAAAUGAAACAAAUCAUAAAGAAAUAGUAACAGUCAAGGCUAUAGAUUUAGAUGAAGGGUUAAAUGGAAAAAUCGAGUAUUUUUUUGCAGACCAAACACCAGAUACCGAAUUGUUUAAUAUUAACCAGCAAACCGGUGCCAUAACAGUUAAAAAACAACUGGACCAUGAAAAAGCAAGCCUGCAUAAAUUUGAUAUAGUUGCAAAAGACAAAGGCAAUCCUCAAAUGGAGGGCCACUGCAGUGUAAAGAUAAAAGUUAAUGAUGUCAAUGACAACGCGCCUGAUAUAAUAAUUACUUCUCUUUCAAGCCCAAUUCCUGAAAAUUCCACAAAUGGCACGGUCGUUUCAUUAAUUAGUACAAAAGAUGCAGAUUUAGGAGAGAAUGGGAAAGUUAAACUUACGUUAGCCCCUGGGCCACCGUUUAGAUUGAGCCCUACAGUAUCUAAUCAUUACGCGUUGGUUACCAACGGUCCUCUAGACAGAGAAAACUACCCUGAAUAUAAAAUUGAACUGAACGCAGUUGAUGGUGGUUCGCCACCGCUGUUUAGUAGGAAAACAGUAAUAAUCAGCAUUUCAGAUGUAAACGAUAACCCUCCAAUAUUCACGGAAAAAUCUUACACGGUUUAUGCUAAGGAAAACAGCGCUCAAGAUUCAAUAUUGUGCUCGGUCUCUGCACAUGACCCAGACUUAGGCGAAAAUGCAAAAAUCUCCUACUCCGUUUUGGACUCUAAAGUUAAAGACGUGCCUGUGUCUUCUUACAUCUAUAUAAAUUCUGAAAAUGGAAGUAUAUUUAACUUGCAGACAUUUGAUUACGAGAAAAUUAAAGUUUUAAACAUCAUAGUACAGGCUAAAGAUCAAGGCUCUCCAUCUCUGUGCAGCAACGCUACUGUUCAUGUGUUUAUUCUGGACCGGAACGAUAAUGCUCCUGCUGUCAUUUACCCGUCCACAUCCAUGGGCUCGGUCUCUCAUCAGAGGAUGCCCCGUUCUGCUAAAGCAGGACAUCUCGUUACUAAGGUAACAGCAGUGGACGCGGACUCGGGUCAUAACGCCUGGCUGUUCUACAGGCUCGCGGAGGCCACGGACGCGUCUUUGUUCAGUGUGAAUUUACAUACGGGAGAGGUGAGGACUAAACGCGCUGUUUCAGAGCACGAUGACUCCUCUCAGAGACUUUACAUAGAAAUAAAGGAUAACGGAGAACCGAUCCAGUCCACCACCGUCACAGUGGAUAUACUAAUAGAGGACGGGUUUCAUGAGCCCAUCUCAGACUAUCGUUUAAAAACUACAGAGGACAACAAGAAAACCGGCAAAAUAACGCUGUAUUUGAUCAUCUCAUUGGGAACAGUGUCAGUUUUGUGUAUAUUGACCUUUUUCACGUUGGUUGUGAAAUGCGUAAAAAGCAGCAUCGUAAGUUCAAGCUGCUGCAUCAGACGAACUGAUUCUGGAUACAAAAACCCCAACAGAAACCUGCAGAUCCAGCUCAAUACUGACGGGCCCAUUAAGUAUGUGGAGGUUCUGGGAGGAGAUAUGAUGUCUCAGAGUCAGUCCUUUGGCUCUUAUCUCUCUCCAAUGUCCGAAUUCAGUGAUCUCACCCUCAUUAAGCCCAGCAGCACCACAAACUUUACAGACACGCUAAACACGCUUGAUGCGUCAUUACCAGACAGCGCGUGGACGUUUGAGAGCCAACAGGUGAGACAAAAGUUACGUUGGCUAUAUUCAGAGCUGUCGGUUUAUAUCUAA